GGCGAGGCUGGCGUGGUGCGCUGGUUCGCGCUCAAGUUCUCGCAGCUGCCCGCCGACCUGGCGCUGCCGUGCAUGCUGGAGCUGCUCACGGUGCUGCCGCAGGAGGUGCACAGCUACAAGAUAGCGGUGCGGCCGGAGCGGCGGCGCGCCUUCACCAACGAGCUGAGGGCCAACACCAGCGCGGCGUUUGAGAUCCUGACCAGCUGUCUCUCCCAGCCCGGCGAGCGCACCCGCACCCAGGUGCUGGAGGCCUUCGGCUCCUGGCUCAAACUCAACGAGGGCGCACCGCUCCCCGCCAUCGCUGCCGCGGCGGCGGCGGCAGCGGGCGGCGCCGCGGUUGCAGUGAGCGGCGAGGACGCGGCGGCGGUGCUGGCUCGGCACCCGCUGGUGGCUUCUGCACUGGAGGGGCUGCAGGGCAGUGGGGAGACCUUCCAUGCAGCCGUGGACGCGAUCUGCGAGGUCAUCUGGACCACGGUGGACUUCAGCUCGCCCGCGCAGGCGGAGCCCAGCAGCGCCGGCAGCCCCACCGGCGGCGGUGGCGGUGGCAACGGACCCGCGGGUCCGCCCGCGCUGUCGUCCGCCGCGCUGCCGCUGGUGCAGGCCAUCGUGCCCGCCAUCAUGGGGCUGCGCGGGAGGUUCGCGGUGGCGGCCAGGAGGCGGGAGGCGGAGACGGGUCGCGGUGGCAACAGUGGCGGCGGCGAGGGCGAGUUCGAUGACGACGAGGACAGCGCCAAGGGCAUGGCGCGACUGUUCUGUGAGGUCGGGGAGGCCUACCUGGCGCUGAUCGUAACGGCGGUGGCGGAGGUCCGCGCCCCCGUGGAGGCCCUGCUGGAGGUGGCUGCCUACCCGGACUUCGGAAUCUGCUCCAUGAGCUUCAACUUCUGGCACAGGUUGUCCAGGCAGCUGCUGAGCAGCGGCUUCUCCUCGGGGUCUGCAGCCGCAGCGGGGCCGGAGGAGGCGGCGGAGCGGGAGCGGCGGCGGCAGUUCUUCCUGCCCGCGUUCGAGCGGCUGGUGCAGCUGAUACGCGGCAGGGUCAGGGAGCCCGAGUCCUACCCCACUUGGUCCAAGGACGAGAAGCACGAGUUCCGCGCGGCUAGGGACGAGGUGGGUGACACGCUGGACGACUCGGCUGCCGUACUGGGCUUCGGGCGCUGUCUGGCGCUGCUGGUGGAGCCGCUGGCGGCGCUCAGCCGCAACCUGCAGCAGCAGCAUCAGCAGGCGGGAGGGGAGGCGGCGGGAGGGGCGGCAGCAGGAGGCGGAGCGGCGGGCGGCAGCAGUGGGUAUGACUGGCGGACGGCGGAGGCGGCGUUGUUCUGUAUCAAGUCCAUCUCCCGCCACG
Messenger RNA from Astrephomene gubernaculifera, 1339 nucleotides. Lineage: Eukaryota; Viridiplantae; Chlorophyta; Chlorophyceae; Chlamydomonadales; Astrephomenaceae. The record is from the annotation of a GenBank genome assembly.